Molecule: messenger RNA, 3896 nt
Organism: Malaya genurostris
Lineage: Eukaryota; Metazoa; Arthropoda; Insecta; Diptera; Culicidae
Gene: Osbp
Product: oxysterol-binding protein 1
Exons: 11
Coding region: 268-2757 (829 amino acids)
Cellular component (GO): cytosol; membrane; intracellular membrane-bounded organelle
Molecular function (GO): sterol binding
Source: RefSeq, a predicted model, not a curated record
AUUUUCACAUCUUGUUCACUUUUCAUUGCGAAAAAAUGGUGGACGUGGCUAGUGAUUGAUGCGUAUUUUUCAAAUUUAUUGAGCUAAUCAAAAGUGUCCUACCAGUGAUAGCAACCACAAAGCGAGCAGGAGUGAUUUAAUCAUAGAAGAGUGUUUUGUUUUGAGAAAUUGUGCAAUAAUUUUCUUAUUUGCGGAAAAAAAAUCAUUCUAGUGAAAGUGAACAAGUUGUAGAAUAUCAGCUUGCAAAGAUUGAAAAAGUGAUUAAUAAUGUCUGAAUACGUUCUCGUUGGGAAAGGCGUAUUGCCUGUGGCUAACUCGGUAGCCGCUGGAUCAGCAGCUACCCAAUCCGAUCCGGAAAUGAAGGGUUGGCUGCUCAAGUGGACUAAUUACCUCAAAGGCUACCAAAAACGAUGGUUUGUGCUUUCCAAAGGAGUUCUCUCUUAUUAUAGGGCUGAACACGGAACAGGAGCGAACACAGGGGGCCGAAGUGCCGGGGGCAAAUUAUCUAUCCGACGACGCAGGAAAGGCCCCCGAGCAGAGAGCAAAGGAUCCAUGAUGCAAUGUAUUCGAGCACCUCGCUCGCCCACUAGGCAGGUUGCCCUACCUGAGCCGAAAAAUGAUAAAAAGAGGCACAAAAAAUAUCAAGCCGAGAUGGCACACACCUGUCGCGGCACAAUAUCCCUCCAUGGAGCCCUUAUCCAUACCGUGGAUUCGUGUACAUUUGUGAUAUCGAACGGUGGGACACAGACGUUCCACAUUAAGGCAGCCAACGAAGUCGAACGGCAGUCCUGGGUGACAGCGUUGGAGUUGGCCAAAGCCAAAGCAAUACGGGCAAUGGAGAGCGAUGAGGAGGAAGAGGACACUGCAGCCAAUACGAUACCUAGUGAGGAACUUAACCUAGUUGUAAGAGAGUUAUCUGUGCGAUUAGAAAAUCUAAAGACGUGCUACGACCUAAUUACGAAGCAUGGUGCAGCCUUACAGCGGGCCCUAUCAGAGCUCGAAUCCGGCGAAGAUUUAGCAAGUAAGACGAAAAUAGUCAGUGAACGCGCAACGCUGUUCCGGAUAUCCUCCAAUGCCAUGAUAAACACAUGUUCCGAUUAUUUACAAACGGCGCAAACACAGGGACAUAAAUGGUCUAGAAUGUUACAGCAUGAACGUGACCAGAAGCUUCAACUGGAAGAGAUGGUCGAACAAUUAGCCAGACAGCAUUCCCAUCUCGAACAGGCGGCCCAUCGUCACAGACCGAACGCAGCCACUUCCGCUUCUGACGAUGAGGAUAAUGAGUUUUAUGAUGCACAAGAAGAAGGUGGUUCUGUCGCUUCCCAAGAGGAUAGCUCGUUCAUAUUAAAGAUUCCGGUCGCUCAUCACCGUCGUAAUUCCAACGACGCAACGGGAAGCUCCUCGGAAGGCGAAGAAGGCAACAGUGAGACACAGCAAGUAUUAGUAGUGACCGAUAAUCUAGACAAUAUGGACGUGACGGAUAGAAUUUCUGUAAAUAGUAACCAAGCUCUAACACCAACCCUUUCCAAUAAUAAUCAAUCGACAAAGAUUCGUAAAAGGCGUACUCGUGUAACGGAUAAACCCAACUACCCACUAAAUCUUUGGUCAAUCAUAAAGAAUUGUAUCGGAAAAGACCUCUCCAAAAUUCCCAUGCCGGUGAAUUUCAACGAGCCAUUAUCGAUGCUUCAAAGAUUAACAGAAGAUUUUGAAUAUUCAGAGGUUUUAGAUAAAGCUGCCCAUUGUAAGGACACUUGUGAACAAUUAGCGUACGUUACUGCGUUCACGAUAUCAGCUUAUUCGACUACCAGCAAUCGUACCGGAAAACCAUUUAAUCCGCUACUCGGCGAAACAUACGAAUGCGACCGAACUGACGAUCUUGGUUGGAGAUGUAUCAACGAACAGGUGUCUCAUCAUCCACCAAUGGCGGCUCAGUAUUGUGAGGGACGAGGAUGGAGGUGUUGGCAGGAGUUUACAAUGACCUCGAAAUUCCGAGGCAAAUACAUACAAAUUGUUCCGCUGGGGUACACUCAUGUUGAAUUCCCGGCCACCGGUAACAAAUUCACUUGGCGAAAGGUGACGACGACCGUGCACAACAUAAUCGUAGGUAAACUGUGGGUGGAUAAUCACGGCGAUAUGGAAAUCAUUGGCGAAAAGAACGCCAAAGGUGUUAAGUGUCACCUAAAAUAUUUACCGUAUUCAUACUUUACGAGAGAUACACAACGUAGGGUUAAGGGCGUAGUGAUGGACGAUUCCAGCCAGGUAAAAUGGGUUAUCAACGGAACCUGGGACAGUAAAAUAGAAAUCGCACCCGUGACUUCCACUAGCGGAUCGGCAGAAAAUCCUGUCUAUAAAACAGGCAACUAUAAAACGGCUUGGAGCCGACGAAUGCCGCCAAAGGAUUGUGACAAAUACUACAACUUUACCAUACUUGCCUGCCAAUUGAACGAACCGGAGCCUGAUGUGGCACCGUCAGACUCGCGAUUGCGACCCGACCAACGACUAAUGGAGGACGCCAAGUGGAACGAAAGUAAUGCGGAAAAAUUAAGACUGGAAGAGAAACAACGAGCUCGAAGGCGCGAGCGGGAAGCAGAAGCCGAAAAGGCUGCAGCGGAGGGUCGUCCCUAUCCGCCAUACGAACCAAUUUGGUUUAGUAAACAAAAAGAAGAAGGCACCGAUAAUCUGGUGCACGUGUACAAAGGAACCUACUGGGACAGUAAAGCGAAGCAGGAUUGGUCCAAAUGUCCAGAUAUAUUCUAGGCCAGCAACUGGUGAACCCAUGUUUUCAACUAGAUAUUGUUUGCUUUGUCGAUAUACGGUUAGCAUGCAAGUGCACGAGCGAACGGUUAGAGGAGUAAGUGAGCGAUAAAUUCAAUUUUUUUUUUCUUCGAGUAAAUGCUGUUAAUACCAUUAAAGUUAAAGUAAUAACGCUAACAAGUUGCUUUCUCUUAGAUUUAAAAAGCGAAUUAACAUCUAGUUCACUGCUACCUUUGAGCAACAAAAAACAAUUGUUGAAUUGAAUAUAAAUAUUUAUUUAGUUUUUAUUUUGUUAAUUGCUACCAAAAAGGCUCGGUUAAACAACUUUAAUAACAAUCAAAAAUCGAGCUAAAAAGCCUGAUAUAAGAUGCGACAAGAAGGAAAAGGAAACUGAAAUACGAUCUCCCUCUAUUAUGAUUGUAUCUAUAUGACACUCUCUUUGAGAAUAAAAUUUUUGAAUUUUGGGAUAACUUUAAAGCACUACUAUCAAUGCUAGGGAAAUAAUUAAUAGUUAUUGUAUAAAAACAACAAUUAAUUCAGGCGUAGAUUGGAAACUGCGACAGAAUAUUGAGUAUUAUGUUGAGGUUUUAAAGUAAUUAGAAGCCAGAUUGGUAAAUGGGAGAAUUACUUGUUCUUUUGUUUUGGUUUUUAACCGUACGUGGUUCGAAAAAUCUGCUAGACUAGAUUUUUUUUUUUUGAAUGCUGCAAAAGCCAGAUCAUUACUCAUUUUCUGUGUUAUCCGUGUUGUUCUUACAUAAAUAAGCUACUAAAAUGGUAUACAUACAUUACAUGUCCAAUUCCAAACUAAUCAAUUUGCUCGGAGAAAGCAAUCCAACAUUUAUAAAUCAUAUGUUCAAUUCCAACAUAGCUUCAGAGAUCCUAAAACAAAAACAAUCUAGAGAAAAUUUCAAACAACAGUUAUUGUCAACAACCGGCAGAAUGCUUAAUACAUUACGUAACUAUGACUAAACACGAAAAUUUAUGAAAAAUGCAGUCUAACCUAUUAGAAUCAGCAGCCGUUUUUUACCAAUGAGCAUUGAUGGCCGAUGUCGGAGAAUGAAAUGUAAUAAGGCGAAGAUUACUAGUUGUUACGCUUAUGAAGCUAUAAAUAAAGAAUUAAGUGAAAUGAGAACACUGUAAAA